AUAAGAAUUUAUUCUUCAUUUUAGCAACAAAAAGACUGCCCUAAUCCCCUCUUUGGCUACUGGAGUAUGCCCAGACCUUUUCAGUAGAAAAAAGGCCUUUCUCCUUGAUCCCAGGCCAGAGUUGAAAUAAAUCUUAACUGGACUUAAAUGGCCCAGCAUCCUCACGUCACCACCGACUUCUUGUUCAAAGGGGUACUUUGGGCGGCAGGUGGAGUUAUAAUUAUAGAUUAGAAAAAAGCACCAUCAGCAGCUGUCACUUCUGUUUGUCCCCAGCUAUAACUGUCAUCAGUGGGCAAACUGGCACAGACAGGCCUCUGCAAGUGGAAAAACAUUUAACCCUGGGCUUGCUACACGCUGGAUCGUCACAGCAGCCGGAGAAUAGGAGGAAACCCGGCUGGCCAGGCGUGAAGGGUAUAAGCCGGAGCACCUCUUCAGGGACAGCAGGACCGUUGAAGAUUUUUCUUCCCUUGGGAGACUCCAAAGAAAUCGAACAAAACUAUCCAAGAUGACUGUCACUUAUUCCAGUAAAGUAGCAAACGCCACUUUUUUUGGAUUUCAUAGGUUGCUACUCAAGUGGAGAGGCAGCAUCUACAAGCUGCUGUACAGGGAGUUUAUUGUAUUUGCUGUUCUUUACACAGCAAUCAGUCUGGUGUACAGAUUGUUACUUACAGGAGCCCAAAAACGUUACUUUGAAAAAUUAUCAAUUUACUGUGACAGAUAUGCUGAACAAAUUCCAGUAACCUUUGUGCUUGGGUUUUACGUUACUCUGGUAGUGAACCGAUGGUGGAACCAGUUUGUGAAUCUGCCUUGGCCAGACAGGCUGAUGUUCCUCAUCUCCAGCAGUGUCCACGGGAGCGACCAGCAUGGGCGCCUGCUCAGAAGGACGCUGAUGCGCUACGUCAACCUCACGUCCCUGCUCAUCUUCCGCUCGGUGAGCACGGCGGUGUACAAGAGGUUUCCCACCAUGGACCACGUGGUCGAAGCAGGUUUUAUGACGGCAGAUGAGAGGAAAUUAUUCGACCACCUCAAAUCACCUCAUCUGAAGUACUGGGUUCCGUUCAUUUGGUUCGGAAAUCUUGCAACCAAAGCCCGGAAUGAAGGCAGAAUCAGAGACAGCGUUGAUCUACAAUCACUGAUGACUGAAAUGAAUCGGUUCCGCUCUUGGUGCAGCCUCUUAUUUGGUUACGACUGGGUCGGCAUCCCACUGGUUUACACACAGGUCGUCACCCUCGCUGUCUACACAUUCUUCUUUGCGUGCCUGAUUGGACGGCAGUUCCUGGAUCCCACCAAAGGCUACGCGGGGCAUGACCUGGAUCUGUACGUCCCCAUCUUCACUCUCCUCCAGUUCUUCUUCUACGCAGGAUGGCUCAAGGUUGCCGAGCAGCUGAUCAACCCUUUUGGGGAAGAUGACGAUGACUUUGAAACAAACUGGUGCAUUGACAGAAACCUGCAGGUCUCUCUUUUGGCUGUGGACGAAAUGCACAUGAGCUUACCCAAGAUGAAGAAGGACAUUUACUGGGACGACUCUGCUGCCCGGCCACCGUACACGCUGGCAGCUGCCGAUUACUGCAUACCCUCCUUUCUGGGCUCAACAAUACAAAUGGGGCUGUCCGGGUCCGACUUCCCCGCCGAGGACUGGCUUUGGAACUAUGAGAAACACGGCCACCGGCACUCGGUGAUAAGGAGGGUCAAACGCUUCCUGAGUACCCAUGAGCACCCCGGCAGCCCCAGGAGGAGGAGGAGUUUCGGCAGGCAGGCCAGCGACAGCUCCAUGUUCUUCCCCCCAAGCCCAGCUCGGGAUCUGCUGGAUGUGCCCUCCAGGAACCCCCACCUAGGCUCACCUACCCGGAAGCAAUCCCACUCCCAAGAGGGCAGCCCUAAGCUGCACUCCAGCAUGGGCGAACUGUCCACCAUCAGGGAGACCAGCCGCACCAGCACGCUGCAGAGCCUGACCCCGCAGUCCAGUGUGAGGACCUCCCCUACCAAAAUGCCCCAGGUCCCCGAGGUCCUAAUCACUGCAGCUGACGCACCAGCGUUCUCAGCAGGCAACCAUCAUCAUGACUCUGCUACCUCCGUCUUGAGCCUCGAGUUCACUGGGGUGCAGCCGAGCGAGACUGAGCAGCAGGCAGAGCCCUCAGGGAAGGCGACACCACCUGGAGACCCCAAUCCCCAGACGAUUUCAGCCGGUACUGAAAGAGACUUGUUCAAGUUUGAGGAAGAUCUAGACGAUGAUCCAUUCCCCAAAAGGUGGAGCCUGCCAGAGUUUCAGGAGUCCAGGCACACCUCCCUGGGAAACUUAGGUCCGGAUCCUGUGCCUCCCGGGGAUGCUCUUUUACUUGACACAGGAACAUCCUCAGAGACCAACGGAACCCAUCCUGGGGCUGUCUCUGCUGUCUCUCCUGACAUCCUGUACUUAAUGGAAAACUUGGAUAAAGAAACAGACAUCCUGGAGUUUAACAACGAGCACACUGAAGAAUCCCCUAAGGGAACACCACAGCACCCCAGGACCUGGUUCUAGCCCAGCUUUCUACGUUACAUAAAGCUGGUCCACAGCAGUCUGGAAACAGCCCUCAGGAACUGGGCAGCAUUUAGAGAAGUGAUCCCACGGUACAAACUACAUAGAACUCUGAAGGGCAUUAUGAUGCUGCAAAUCUCAAACACAUCCACGUUGUCUAGCACAAAGGGGCUUUCAUGAAAGUUAUACAGCCCCAAAUGAUUA
Arvicanthis niloticus (Nile rat) is the source of this 2719-nucleotide messenger RNA. Lineage: Eukaryota; Metazoa; Chordata; Mammalia; Rodentia; Muridae. The record is from RefSeq and is a predicted model, not a curated record.